GAAAUACUGUCACGGAACAGAAAUGAUUCUCUCUCUUUUACUCCUAAUUUCUAAAGUGACUGCUACUCCGAUGGUUCUGUAUCAGUCUACGGGUGUCUUAUAUGUUGAGGAAAGGACCAUAGCAGAAGUCUCCUGUGGGUCCAGUGAACCAUUAGAGGCUGGAACUAUGAUCUCCUGGUAUCGAAGAAGUUGGACAACUGGUGGAAACCUUUCAUUAGUCAAAUCCUGUGUGGAUAGUGACAAGAACAAAUAUGUCUGUAAUACUGGCGGUUAUAGGGCUACACUGCAGAUACAUAAUACAGAGACCAAUGACUCAGGAGUUUACUUGUGUACUUACAAUUAUCAUAAUACCUUUACCAUCACUGGAAACGGAACCACCCUCAUUGUCGGAGACAGUUCCACCUCCAAAAUCUCCGUCCAUCUCCUCAUACUACUUCAGCAUGAUCUUCCACAAAAUCAUCUUCUGCUGGCUUGUGUGGCGCAUGAGGUUGGUCAUACAGCUCAUAUAGCCUGGAACAUGUCUGGAACAUUUCACAAGGGCAAGAUGACAUCCAUUCAAAGACCUGAAGGAACAUGGACUUUCAUGAACAUCAUCUCACUUUCUAAGGACACUUUCGACACUGGAAACAGCGUGAGCUGUGAGGUCUGGUUUAAUUCUUCCACUGCAGUAGUUGUCCAUUGGCAAGUACCAGGACCUCUCCAGAAUAAUUUUACUUCCAGUUGUCAAAGUUUCCUAAUACCAGUCUUAGCAUUGGGUCUUUUACUGCUGUUGACUUUGUCUGCUCAUCUACUAUGGACCCAUAGGCAAACAGAUGAAAUUGGGAUAAUUUCUGGAGACAAAAAUAGGAGUCGGGAUGAAAUUACUUAUGUUCAGCUGAACCUGGCCCAUCUCAAUGAACAAAGAAAAUAA
Messenger RNA from Bufo bufo (common toad), 910 nucleotides. RefSeq lists its product as uncharacterized. The record is from RefSeq and is a predicted model, not a curated record. The coding region runs from base 23 to 910 and encodes 295 amino acids. The transcript is spliced from 6 exons. Lineage: Eukaryota; Metazoa; Chordata; Amphibia; Anura; Bufonidae.